GAGAAAAAUGUAAUUUUUUAUUUAAUAGAUUUACCACUGGAGAUGAAAACAACUUUUUAGAAGGCUUGGUUAUGUAAAUUUUUGUUCAUAAGAAAGAUACUUGGAUUUACCUUGACACUUUCAAUUAGGCUGCUUCUUUGAGUGCCCCUCAUUCAUAUGUAUUUGUAGUUUGAGACUGUAUAUAUGUAGACUUACAUUCAGUCAUCUAAACCCUUAUUUAAUGAGGAAAAUCAUAUAUAUCUGUAAGAGUAAGCAAAUACCUAUUUUAACAUAACUGUAUUUUUUAGGAAUGCUGAUAGUGUAAUUUGUACACCAAAAUUAAUAAAUUCUGUUCUUGGUUAUGCAAAACUUAGCUGAGCCUAGAAUAGGUUGAUAUUACAGAAGGCAGAUGUAGAAAAAGACUGCUGUGAGAACAGAACUGUUGUCUGAGUUUCAGAAAUGAAAAUAAGAAUCUGUGAAAAACUGGGACUUUUAAGUAAAAAAGAAAUGGUAAUGUAGAACAUACUUAGGAUACAAACAUUGUAUUGUUGGAAGUUCUGGUAAUGCAAAUAAAAUUUAUGUGCACUUGUGAUCUGUUAGUUGCUUUGGAGUGCUGAAGAGUAUGAAUCAAAAUAAAAGUGUUUUAAGGCCACAUACACUGAGAAAUAAACUGGGCAGUUGAACUCCUGCAUGAUCUAUUAUAAAGAGAUUUAAUUUGCCUUUGAAAUUAGAUUAUUAUAUUUGCCUUCUUAGAUAAACACUCAGGUCUUCUGAAGCAUAAAAAACUUGAUGUGAUCAAGAAGUAGCAGUUGCUUUGCAUGUUUUCCCUCUUGGAUGAUGAAACUCUAGGAAGGAUUCAAACUUACUAUAUUAUGUACUUUUUCUCUUUGAAAGAAAUGUAGCAAAUGUGGGAUCUGUAGUUCAGUAUUUUGAAAGGCAAACAGACAGGGCAAGGAUGUGGCAGUGGUUUUUGAUGGCUUGAAUAUUGAUCCUGCUGAAGAUCUUAUUUAAGUGCAUUGUUACUUCUCGUAUAUCCUGUAUGUUUCUUAUUUUAUUAUUGCGGAGACAGCAGUCCUCCCAUGUGAAGCUGAAAAAGACCAUCCUUUUUUCUUGCAUUAGUUCACAUCUGCUACAAAAUAUUGGUAUUUUUUAGGAAAAAGGAUGUUGUUUCAGAGGAUUUGCAUAUUCUUUUUACAGUGCUUCCAAGAUUUGCAGUGUGGAUUUCAGAUUUUCUACUGAUAAGUAUUUCUAAAGGACUUUUGUUGGUUGGAAUCCUGUAAUACAUUUGUCCUGCAGAAAAAAUAUUUGUAACAUUGAAAUGAUCAUUGGAAAGUGAAUGUGACUGUUCUUCAUCUCAGUCGAAGACUGUAGUAGGUGACUUGCACACUUGAGUAUGAACAUUGUCAUGACAACACUUUGAAACAUGAAAGCUUACAUAUAAUUACAGUGGUGUUUCUGCUGCUGCUGCAGGAUCAGGUAUUUGAGAAAGAAUGUGAGCAUUAUGGUGAAGAAGAGAUAUUGCCAUCGACAUUAUAACACUGUCGUAGAAUUUCUCUAAAGACUAGGAAAUACCAGCAGUGGUGUCGUGCAUUUUGGAAAUACGUUUUACUACAAAUACCACCAAGGCUUUGCAAACAGAUUGAACAUGCUGCUGUUGACUGCUUACUGACAGUAACCAGCUGGGCACUUCACUCAUGAUGUUUUCAUUCUCACAUUGUCCAGUUGGAAUUUGCUUAUACUGAUUUUUAAAAAGAGGAAUAAAUCAAAGUGGAGUACCGUAAACUUGACAUGGAAAAUAAAAAGAAGGACAGAGAUAAACCAGAUGAAAGAAUGGCACGGCCUAGUGGGAGAUCAGGCCAUAAUUCACGUGGAACUGGUUCUUCAAAUUCUGGAGUGUUAAUGGUUGGCCCUAACUUCAGAGUUGGUAAAAAAAUUGGAUGUGGUAAUUUUGGAGAACUGCGAUUAGGAAAAAAUUUAUACACAAAUGACUAUGUGGCAAUUAAGCUGGAGCCAAUGAAGUCGAGAGCACCACAGCUACAUUUGGAAUACAGAUUCUACAAGCAGCUAGGAUCUGGAGAUGGAAUACCUCAGGUUUAUUAUUUUGGCCCAUGUGGCAAAUAUAAUGCUAUGGUGCUAGAACUACUUGGACCUAGUCUGGAAGAUUUAUUUGACUUGUGUGGUAGGACAUUUUCUCUUAAAACCGUUCUUAUGAUAGCCAUACAGUUGAUUGCUCGUAUGGAGUAUGUCCAUUCAAAGAACUUGAUAUACAGAGAUGUAAAACCUGAGAACUUCUUAAUAGGACGACCUGGAAACAAAACUCAACAAAUUAUUCACAUUAUAGACUUUGGUUUGGCAAAGGAAUACGUAGAUCCAGAAACAAAGAAGCACAUACCAUAUCGGGAACACAAGAGUCUUACAGGAACUGCUAGAUACAUGAGUAUAAAUACACAUUUAGGAAAAGAGCAAAGUAGAAGAGAUGAUUUGGAAGCUUUGGGUCAUAUGUUUAUGUAUUUUCUCAGAGGAAGUCUUCCAUGGCAAGGUUUAAAGGCAGAUACAUUAAAAGAACGUUACCAGAAAAUUGGAGACACUAAAAGAGCAACUCCUAUAGAAGUAUUGUGUGAAAACUUCCCAGAGGAAAUGGCUACUUACCUACGUUAUGUAAGAAGGUUAGAUUUUUUUGAAAAGCCAGACUACGACUACUUAAGAAAGCUCUUCACAGACUUACUGGAUCGGAAAGGCUAUGUGUUUGAUUAUGAAUACGACUGGAUUGGCAAACAGUUGCCUACUCCAGUGGGUUCAAUACAUUCAGACCCUGCAAUGUCUUCAAACAGAGAAGCAUAUCAGCACAGAGACAGAAUGCAGCAAUCCAAAAAUCAGUCAAUAGACCAUAGGGCAGCUUGGGACUCACAGCAAACCAAUCCACAUCAUUUGAGGGCUCACCUGGCAUCUGACAGACAUGGUGGCUCUGUACAGGUAGUAAGCUCAACAAAUGGAGAACUGAACACGGAUGACCCAACUGCAGGCCGUUCAAAUGCACCCAUUACAGCUCCUGCAGAAGUAGAAGUAAUGGAUGAAACGAAUUAUGUAACUCUCAGAGCAGUUCUGGUCUGCCUCUGCCCACUGCUACUUUUUCAGUGACUGAGCAACAGGGUGCCUUGGAUAUUUUGAGAAGGUGCUGCUGCUUAUUCAAGCGGAGGAAAAGGAAAACCAUCCAGCGCAACAAAUGACUAGAACCAAACAGAACAUGGGAAAAUGCUUAUUUGUUCAACUGUUGUCUUGUGAUCUUAAAAAAACCCCAACAACAAAACCCAAAACAAAAACCUCCAUAAUAAACUCAUUUUCCGAGGACUCCCUGAGAAACAAUAUCAUGCCUCUGUGCUUUGAUUUGGUUCUUCUGCAUCCAUUUUCUGUUUCUUUAAUUCAUCUGUUCUGAAAGCUUUAAGAUAUUGUCAAAUAGGAGUGCUUCUUUGACCAUCAGCAUAUGGACCAAUGAAAUUAUAGGAAAUGAGCAGUAUCUUGAGUAAAACUCAACUUAAGAAGUAUUUCUUCUUUUGUAGGAAGUAGUAGCAAUGUCUUAGAUGAAGACGGAUGUCAUAAAUCAGUUAUUUGAGUUUGUAGCAGUGUAUCUAAAGCAAUUUUCUUCAAAAAUGAAGAAGAAAAAUACAGGUACACAAACAUAUUGUGAAAUAAUAAAAUCUUAAGAUUUAUUUUAUGACACUUGCAUUGUCUUUCUUCUUUUGCCCUCAGUAUUACUAGUUAGUCAAGUUGUUAGCCUAGUCAAAUUGUCACUGUCUGGAGAUAUUGGGGAUGCUGGUUUAGCUGUUGACAGUUGUCAAAAUGCUGGUGCUAUUAACAGAAGGGAUUUCUAGUAUCCUCUCAGUUUGAAAACCUGCUUUUAUUUUGCUGACAAUGAAAAUUGCAAUACAGUAGAAAUUUAAGAGUGUGCAAAGAAUACAAAUGUUUGUAUAAUAUAAGUUGUACCUCUGGUAAUUUUAACAAGACUGAAUUACCUUCAAAAGAGUUCUACAGAGCACAUCUGGUAUUGAAUCUGGCUAAAGUGGAAUAAACAUUAAAGCCUGUAUGUUCACUAGGGUAGUUGAUGAUUGACAGUAUCUUUAGCUUGAAAAUAUGGACGUGCCAUGUAAAGUUAGAGGUGUAUUAUUUUGCUCUUUAAUUUAGAAAAGAAACGCAAUGGAAGUGAAUUAGACUUCUGCCUUCACUGCAUACUAGCUCAGAGCAUCCCAAAUUUCCUGCCUUUUUUUCCCCUGGAGUUUUCUUGUCUUGCAGUGUAAGUUCCCUAGUAUCAUAGGAUGGCAAGGAUAUAUCAGAUGCUUCUUUACAGUCUGAUUAAGUGCUUGCAAUAUGAACAAACCAAUAGUUCUGUAGGCAAGGCAGCUCAUUUUAUAUUUUCUUCUUCAGA
Molecule: messenger RNA, 4399 nt
Organism: Sturnus vulgaris (Common starling)
Lineage: Eukaryota; Metazoa; Chordata; Aves; Passeriformes; Sturnidae
Source: RefSeq, a predicted model, not a curated record